Penicillium roqueforti is the source of this 2595-nucleotide messenger RNA. RefSeq lists its product as uncharacterized. Gene Ontology annotation, biological process: protein folding; protein peptidyl-prolyl isomerization. The transcript has 12 exons. Lineage: Eukaryota; Fungi; Ascomycota; Eurotiomycetes; Eurotiales; Aspergillaceae. The record is from RefSeq and is a predicted model, not a curated record. Gene Ontology annotation, cellular component: nucleus. The coding region runs from base 1 to 2595 and encodes 864 amino acids. Gene Ontology annotation, molecular function: RNA helicase activity; RNA binding; peptidyl-prolyl cis-trans isomerase activity.
AUGUAUUUCCGGAAUCUUCUCGUUUCCCUGUUCUUUGUCUUCGCCGUUGGCUUUGCCCUGGUUCAAGCCCAAGAGGCCAAGGAGCCUCGCGGCCCUAAGAUUACCAGCAAGGUCUACUUUGACAUUCAGCAUGGAGACGAACCCCUCGGUCGCAUUGUGAUGGGCUUGUACGGCAAGACCGUCCCUGAGACCGCUGAGAACUUCCGCGCUUUGGCUACUGGCGAGAAGGGCUUUGGCUACCAGGACUCUACCUUCCACCGUGUUAUCAAAGACUUCAUGAUCCAGGGUGGUGACUUCACCAAGGGCGAUGGCACCGGCGGAAAGUCGAUCUACGGCAACAAGUUCAAGGAUGAGAACUUCAAGCUGCGUCACACCAAGAAGGGCCAGCUGAGCAUGGCCAACGCCGGCAAGGACACUAACGGCUCUCAAUUCUUCAUCACCACCGCUAUCACCUCUUGGCUCGAUGGCCGCCAUGUCGUCUUCGGCGAGGUCCUUGAGGGCUAUGAGGUUGUCGACAAGAUCCAAAACGUUCCCAAGGGAUCCGGCGACAGGCCCAAGCUAGCGGUCAAGAUUGUGAAGAGCGGCGAGCUCGAGCUUGAGCCCGAGACCGAGGAAAAAGAAAAACUACACUUUCAACCGCAAAAAUGGCCGACGGGUAACGCCCCUGUUGGCCGUGCUGCCUACAUUCCUCCUCACCUUCGCCAGCGUGGUCCCGGUUCUGGUCCCGCUCCCGCCCCCAGUGCUAACGCUGAGGCUGCUCCUUCUGGACCUGGCUUCGGUGGUCCUCGUGACGCCGGUGCCAACUGGGCUAAUGCUAGCGCUCCCAACUUCAGCCCUCGUGGCCCCGCGAACGGAUCCUCUUAUGGUGGUGCUAGCGGUGGUGGCAGCAGCGGCGGCUACAGCGGUGGUGGCGGUUCUCAGCAAUCCCGUGGUGGCUCAGGCGAUGGCCAGUGGCGCGACGGCAAGCACGUUCCCGGUCCUGCCAAUGCUCGCCUGGAGCGCGAGCUGUUCGGAGUGCCAAACGACCCCACUAAGCAGCAGACUGGAAUCAAUUUCUCCAACUACGAUGAUAUCCCCGUUGAGGCCUCCGGAAACGAUGUCCCAGAGCCUGUUACCCAGUUCACUAACCCUCCCCUGGACGACCACCUGAUUGCCAACAUCAAGCUUGCCAGCUAUGUCAUUCCUACUCCCGUUCAGAAGUACUCGGUCCCCAUCGUCAUGAACGGACGUGAUCUUAUGGCUUGUGCCCAGACUGGUUCCGGAAAGACUGGUGGAUUCCUUUUCCCUAUCCUCUCUCAAGCUUUCCAGAACGGUCCUUCUGCUGCCCCUACCCAGGGUGGCGGUGGUGGUCAAUUCAGCUACGGCCGCCAGCGUAAGGCUUACCCCACCUCCCUCAUCCUUGCUCCCACUCGUGAGCUGGUCUCUCAGAUCUUCGAGGAGGCCCGCAAGUUCGCCUACCGCUCAUGGGUUCGCCCCUGCGUCGUGUACGGUGGUGCAGACAUCGGCUCUCAGCUUCGUCAGAUCGAGCGUGGUUGCGAUCUUCUCGUUGCUACCCCCGGUCGUCUGGUUGAUUUGAUUGAGCGUGGACGUAUCUCCCUGGCUAACAUCAAGUAUCUCGUUCUUGACGAGGCUGAUCGCAUGCUGGACAUGGGUUUCGAGCCCCAGAUUCGCCGUAUCGUCGAGGGUGAGGAUAUGCCCGGUGUCGACGAUCGCCAGACACUCAUGUUCUCGGCCACCUUCCCCCGCGAUAUUCAAAUGCUUGCUCGCGAUUUCCUCAAGGACUACAUUUUCUUGUCCGUUGGUCGUGUCGGAAGUACUUCGGAGAACAUCACUCAAAAGGUCGAGUAUGUCGAGGAUGCUGACAAGCGCUCCGUCCUGCUCGAUAUUCUUCACACUCACGGCAGCACUGGUUUGACCCUCAUCUUCGUUGAAACCAAGCGCAUGGCCGACUCGCUCUCUGAUUUCCUGAUUAACCAGCGCUUCCCUGCGACCGCCAUUCACGGUGACCGCACCCAGCGCGAGCGUGAGCGUGCUCUGGAGCUCUUCCGUAACGGUCGCUGCCCUAUUCUGGUUGCUACUGCCGUUGCUGCUCGUGGUCUCGAUAUUCCAAACGUCACCCACGUCAUCAACUACGAUCUCCCCACUGACAUUGAUGACUACGUUCACCGCAUCGGUCGUACUGGUCGUGCCGGUAACACCGGUAUCGCCACUGCUUUCUUCAACCGUGGCAACCGUGGUGUUGUCCGUGACUUGCUCGAGCUUCUCAAGGAGGCCCACCAGGAGGUUCCCGCUUUCCUGGAGAGCAUUGCCCGCGAAGGUAGCGGAUUCAGCGGUCGUGGCCGUGGUGGUGGUGGCCGUGGCCGUGGUGCUACUGCUACUCGUGAUGUGCGUCGUAUCCCUGGCGGCAUGGGUGGUGGCUUCGGCGGUGGCGGUGGCUAUGGUGGCUCUGGUGGUGCUGCCCCCUCCUACGGUAGCGGCUAUGGCGGUGCUGCUGCUCCCGCCUACGGCGGCAGCGGUGGUGGUGCUGGCUACGGUGGAGGUGGUGGUAGCUACGGCAACCCCUCCGGCUCCUCCGGCCCAUCUUCCUGGUGGUAA